Cyprinodon tularosa is the source of this 2826-nucleotide messenger RNA. It is a transcript of the gene notchl, whose product is annotated as notch receptor, like. Gene Ontology annotation, molecular function: protein binding. Lineage: Eukaryota; Metazoa; Chordata; Actinopteri; Cyprinodontiformes; Cyprinodontidae. Bases 199 to 2562 code for a protein of 787 amino acids. The transcript has 11 exons. Gene Ontology annotation, cellular component: membrane. The record is from RefSeq and is a predicted model, not a curated record. Gene Ontology annotation, biological process: cell differentiation; multicellular organism development; Notch signaling pathway.
CGUCCAGAUAUCCGCAGGGAGUCUCAAAAAAAGGAGUGAGCAAAUAGAGUCAGCACGGUGGCCGAUACAGUGGCGAUGACAUUAGGUGACUUUACUUAGUUCGAACAGCAAGACCUCGGGUUGUUCUUUAAAUGAUGCUACUGGAGUCAGAUUAGAAGGACUUUAAAACCCGACCAGAAAGACGAACGUGAUCUGAACAUGCUGGGUCUAAGAACAUUUGUUCUGCUGGGACUAAGCUGGGUGUGUCAAGCUGUUUCUAGUGAUCCAUGGCACCUGUGUCGCGAGAACAGUUGUAAGGACAAGUUUGGAGAUGGGACAUGUCACAGAGAGUGCAUGGAGUCACGUUGUCUACAAGAUGGCUUCGACUGUCAAAAGAGUCAGGACCCCUGCAAUCCAAGAUACAUUGAAUAUUGUCGUGCUCAUUACGGCAACACUCUUUGUGACCAGGGCUGCAACAGCGCAGCCUGUGGAUGGGAUGGAAGUGACUGCUUCAGUGAGCAGAGCCCUCUGUGGGCUAAAGGCACCCUGCUACUUCACACUAAAAUUCCAAAGCAAAAUCUCUCCGUCUCUGUCACUCCUCUACUCUGGACACUAAGCGUCAUCCUCCAGUCACCAUUAAAACUCAGGGGAAGCAUUUCCCUUGCGGCAAACAUGAAAUUGUUUGAAAUUGACUCUCAGAAGUUGGCUGACAUGCUGACGCAUUCCUCCCAAACCGACUCAAAUGGUUCCCUCCUUUUCCUACAAGUUGACAACAGGCCUUGCUCGAGGUCACCUUCUACCUGUUUCCCCUCUGCUACCGAAGCCGCCAGUUUCCUAAAUGCUGUGAUAAUGCUGAAGCCCUCCACAUUCCCAGCCCUGCCAGAGCUGAAGGCCAUUAUUGGUAUCAGAGGUGUCCAAGAGGAAAUAGGAAGCAGAGAGGAACAAAUGGAUGUUAAAGAGAAAACUCCAGUUUGGAUUUGGGCAGUAGCUGUCAUAGCAGUUGUCCUUCUGAUCCUUCUUCCACUGCUGGUGUUCUUCAUAAUGAGGAGGAUGAGGUCGCAGCGAUCCGAGAACAAUGGCAGUGUUAGGGUAAGACAUCGGCAUAAAGUUUCUAAUGAUGAUGAGGCCAGCAAAUCCAAGGCCUGGAUGCAACACACACCACACCAAGAGCAAAGAGUCCGAUCUAGCAGAGAGAAAGAUAAAAUCAGCCUUAGGAAGAAAAAGAUGGCCAAGGAAGCAGAGAAAAAGAAGAGGAGGGAGCCACUAGGAGAGGAUGCCAUUCGAAUGAGGCCUCUGAAAAAGGACCAAGAGCCAGGAAGUGAUACAGACUUUACCCAAAGCUCAAUGGAGGACAUCAGCAUGAGAUGCUCCAAGCGACAGGAGGACCCUUCAAUCUGUGACCACAGGAGCUCAGACCAGAGACACUUUCGGACAGGAACUGUUCAGACUCGCAGGCCAAUACAAUCUCCACCUAGAGGAUGGGAAAGAAAUGCCAUGCCACCUCCUUUGCUCAGUCCUCCACAGCAGUCAGCAGAAUGGUGUGGUCCAGAUGGGUCUGUGGUUCUGAUCCGAGCUGUGCGUAGUGGACUGGACAGGGUGGUUCUGGAGCUGCUGCAAGCUGGAGUUCCAGUAAACAACACAGAUCAUACUGGGAGAUCAGCCCUACACUGGGCAUGCUCAGUAAAUCACCUCUCUCUAGCAAGGACCCUUAUUCGCUAUGGGGCUGCUGUGGACCUACAAGACAACAAGGGUGAAACACCGCUUUUCCUGUCCUCCCUUCAUGGCUGUUACGACACUACCAGGCUUCUCCUGCUUCAUGGUGCCAACCUGGAGCUGCAUGACCGCCGAGGGCGUCGUCCGAUUGAUGUAGCCAGAGAGGCAAUGCAUCAUCAGGUUCUAGAGCUCCUACUGGCUCACCAGAUCCAGAGAGGGCCUCUUCCUGUUAAUACAGACAAUGAUGUCAUGUGGGAGGAGCGCGCUCUGAUGUACUCACCAUGGGUCAGUACUCAGGGUCUCCCUGGAAGAAGCGCCUCAUUCUCUGGGAUGAUAGCCCAUCGAGACAUGGCUUCAACCCCUGAGAGGGACUGGUCAAUGGGACGGAUGCAUUACCCAUCUCCACAGAGCUGGAGGCCACAGCUCAACCAAUCAGCAACGGCACUUGUUCCUCCGAGGGUUAUGGGUCGUUCCCCUCGACCAAUAAGUACCUUACAAGAGGUGACCUCAGAAGACGAAGAUCGUGACAGACAUCACGAGAACCCUCGAGCCACUACACCUCAUUUCCUCUCUCCGCAGCCAGCCCCUAGACAGCGCUCUUUUUCAUGUACCCAACAUGCACUGCAGCGCCGCUCCAGCGCUCUCCAGCCAGAGCCAAAUUACCUCAUAGUGACGGACAGAAUAGCCAGCGAGCCAAUUGAGAGGGUGGUGGUUUCACCCCCACCAACUAGUGUGAGCCAACUAGACCAACAACCAACUGGGAUGGGUGAAAACACCAGCAGAGCCGGACAGGCAGCAGUGAGUCCAGUAAAUUCAGAGCAGAAGCCAAACACAAACAACGCCAAUGACUCCACACAAACUGUCCUGUAAAAAAAAAAAAAUUAAACAGGCAGACAAGUUUCGGCUGAAUGUAAAAUAAAGGACAGGAUUCAGAAAUUAACUAUAUGCCUCAUGCAUUAAUUUGUUUUAGGAAAAUCAAAGAAAAAGAAUGUAAAACAAAACUUUGGAACUUGACAUCUCUUCAAUCAGUUUUUACAUGCUCUGUGCCCACUUGGCCCUAUUCUUUAUCACUUUUUUUCCCCAUGAGGCUUCUUAUAUUAUGGAAGGGAGAUAUUAUUGUAAAUGCUGUUUGUU